Messenger RNA from Oryza brachyantha (malo sina), 1223 nucleotides. RefSeq lists its product as uncharacterized. NCBI's taxonomy places the organism in Eukaryota, Viridiplantae, Streptophyta, Magnoliopsida, Poales, Poaceae. The coding region runs from base 183 to 599 and encodes 138 amino acids. The transcript has 4 exons. The record is from RefSeq and is a predicted model, not a curated record.
CAACAGAACAGCGGGCCAAGCUUCAGAAGAUGCCCAAAGAUUACAACUUGCCGAUCCUGCCCCACUUUCCUACACAGAAUGGCAUCAAACCUAACACAAUAACACAAGCACCAAAAUAGUCUCCCCAAAAAAGAGCUCCUCUCUCUUCCUGUCCCACCUAAAGAUCCAACAUUUUUGCAUACAUGGCCAAGAACGUAACAAGGAACAGAAAAAAAAAUCACCUCAGUGAAGACGGCGAUGGAGAAGAUCAGCCGCAAGAAGACGCCGGGGAUAGGAAGAAGGAGAAGAGGAAGCACACGCCGUCGCCGCCGCCGCCGUCGCCGCCGUCGCCGUCGCUUCUACAUCGCCCGCUGCUCCGCCACCUGCCUGGGUUCAUGAAGCAGCGGAGGGUGAAGGAAAAAGAAAUGAAAAAGAAAAAGAAUGGUGGAUGCGGUAAUCACACUCGCACCACCAUGACCGUGAGCAGCAUGAGCAGCAAGAUUUUCGCCUUGUGGGGGAUCGUGCUGACUAGUCCCUCGGAGAGAGCUUCUUCGGAUGCCAACCUGACUGACGAUCUCUAUAACCAGACUCUCCAUUUGGCCUUUUGCCGCGGACCAUAGAAAAGAGAUUGUCGGGUAAAAAAGUCGCUGAUGGUGACACACGAGGUUUGGGGGGAUAUUGGAGAGCGAUUGUGGUAUAGGUUAGUGAAUGGUGGUGAUGAAGGUUGGAGAAUGACUACGAUGAGAUUGGACAACAAUGACGACAAAGGUUGGAUAGUUGGCAUUGACUAUCACUAGGUCGAGAAGAAGUUGGGUGAGCGGAGAGGUGGCAAUAAUGUCGAUGUCCUCUUCUCCAUACUUGAGCCACGUUGUGGUGCCUCAAACGAGCAACGACCACAUGGUGCAAUAGUUUCGAGCGAGCACACUGAAUGAUCAUUGUAUAGCGGCAUUAGGCAACAAAUGUAGAGGCUGUGGAGGGUGGUUGAAGAGAGAGAUUUGAUAGAAGUCAUGUUUGGCAAAACUAUAUGGCUCGCUUCAGCUUGUUGAUCACUCUAGCAAGUGAGAGAAGUAGCUUGAGAAGUUAGAUGACAAGUAAACCUGUUUGGCAAGUUUGUUAGAGUUUUUUUUCUUAAGUGUACCAAAUUUCACAAUGGAAAGGCUGCUGUACUUGCUCUUGAAAAGGAGAAAGAAAUAGGAGGAAAUUUAUGCAAACUAAACAAAAAUAAAAUAAACUAGAUAAGUAGU